AUGUCCUCUACCAGGGUACUCCUGUCAACGAGAGGAUUUAAUCCUUCCAGAGUGCAGCAAAUCACUUCGAUCCUAGCAAGAGCUGCUGCAUGUUCAAGUGCUUCUGCUGGUAGAACUAGUUCUUCCACAUUUGCCAAGAAGAAAGUUGGGUAUUCCAAACGUUAUGUGUCUUCUGUGAGCGGAGUUGGAUCUACUGGUACGAGAUCUACUGUUAUUCAACUAUUGAACAAUAUCAGUAGUAAGAGAGAAGUUGAACAGUAUUUGAAGUAUUUUACGUCCGUCAAUCAACAACAAUUCGCUGUCAUCAAGGUUGGCGGUGCCAUUAUCAGUGACAAUUUGCAAGAAUUGGCUUCAUGUUUAGCAUUUCUGUACCAUGUGGGCCUUUAUCCAAUUGUCUUGCAUGGUACUGGUCCACAAGUCAAUGGUAGAUUAGAAGCCGAAGGAAUUGAGCCAGAUUACAUUGACGGUAUUAGAAUUACCGAUGAACACACCAUGACCGUUGUCAGAAAAUGCUUCCUUGAACAAAACUUGAAGCUUGUCACGGCUCUUGAACAGCUCGGUGUGCGUGCAAGACCAAUAACUUCUGGUGUCUUCACUGCUGACUAUCUGGACAAGGACAAGUAUCAAUUGGUCGGAGAUAUCACCGGUGUGACCAAGGAUGCCAUCGAGGCCUCUAUCAAGGCUGGUGCUUUGCCAAUUUUAACUUCUCUAGCAGAGACUCCGUCUGGUCAAAUGUUGAAUGUGAAUGCUGAUGUCGCCGCCGGUGAAUUGGCUCGUGUCUUUGAACCUCUGAAGAUCGUCUAUCUAAACGAGAAAGGUGGUAUCAUUAACGGUGAUACGGGCGAGAAAGUCUCCAUGAUCAACUUGGAUGAAGAAUAUGAAGGUCUGAUGCAACAAGCCUGGGUAAAGUACGGUACUAAGUUGAAGAUUAGAGAGAUCAAGGAAUUAUUGGACUUUUUGCCUCGCUCUUCAUCCGUUGCAAUCAUCAAUGUGCAGGACCUACAAAAGGAGUUGUUCACCGACUCUGGUGCUGGAACCAUGAUUAGAAGAGGUUAUAAAUUGAGCAAGAGAACUGCCCUUUCAGAAUUCCCCUCGGCUGACACUUUGAGACAAGUUCUACAACGUGAUUCCGAUAUUGCCCAGAGGAAGCAAACCGUUGCAUCUUAUCUAAGAGGGCUCGAGCAGAGUGAUUUUGUCAUCUACUCGGAUGAGCCACUAGAUGCACUGGCCGUAAUUAAAAAGGAAUCUGUUGUGCCAUCCUUGGACAAAUUUAUCUGUACAACUUCUGCUUGGUUAAACAACGUCACUGACAAUGUCUUUAGUGCUAUUCGUCGUGACCUGCCUUCUCUGCAAUGGAUUGUCAAUGAAGAUGACGCUAACAUCGCUUGGCAUUUCGACAAGUCCCAAGGUUCCUACUUGAAGAAUGGUAAGGUGCUGUUUUGGUACGGAAUUGAGGACCUGAACACUGUCUCUCAAUUGAUCGAUGAUUUUGUCAAGAAAGCUUCUGGUGGUUCAGGUUCAGCGGUUAAAUCCGGUGCCUUCUCCGGUCAGUCCAAGAGAUCUUACUCCACCAGAUCGACUCCUAAACCGGAAGGAACAAGUAAAAGCCCUGGACGUGUCGCUUUGAUUGGUGCCAGAGGUUACACUGGUAAAAAUUUGAUUUCCCUAAUUGAUAACCAUCCUCAUUUGGAAGUUGCACAUGUCUCUUCUCGUGAAUUGAAAGGCCAAAAACUGGACUAUUACAACAAAGCCAACUUGGUGUAUGAAGCUUUACAAAUCGAUGACAUCAAAAACCUAGAGUCCCAAGGUGAUGUCGAUUUCUGGGUUAUGGCAUUGCCAAACAAAGUCUGCGAACCAUUCGUUGAAGCCAUCGAAAGUGUUCACGGUAAAUCAAAAAUCGUCGAUCUUUCUGCCGACCACAGAUUUGUUCCUGAAGCUGAAUGGGCUUACGGUCUUCCCGAACUAAAUGACAGAAAUAAGAUCGCUGCUGCUAAGAAAAUCGCAAACCCAGGUUGUUAUGCUACUGGUUCUCAAGUCGCUCUUGCUCCUUUGAGCCAAUACAUCACUGGACUACCCACCGUUUUCGGUGUAUCUGGUUACUCAGGAGCCGGUACUAAGCCAUCACCAAAGAAUGAUCCAUCAUUCUUGAGUGAUAAUUUAAUCCCAUACGCCUUAACCAACCAUAUUCAUGAACGUGAAAUCUCCACUCGUUUAGGCCACGAGGUCGCUUUUGUUCCCCACGUCGGUCAAUGGUUUCAAGGUAUCUCCUUGACCGUUUCUGUCCCUAUCAAACAAGGCUCCUUGACCUCUGAAGACGUCAGUGCUCUAUACAAGAAAUUCUACAAAGGGGAGAGAUUGAUUCACAUCGCAGACGAUAUCCCACUAGUCAAAGACAUUAGCGGCACCCACGGUGUUGUUGUCGGUGGUUUUAAAGUCAAUGAAUCCAAAGACCGUGUAGUUCUAUGUGCUACAAUUGAUAACCUAUUGAAAGGUGCGGCCACUCAGUGUUUGCAAAACAUUAACCUGGCUCUCAAUUACGGUGAAUACGAUGGUAUUCCAAAAAACAAGAUCAUUGGAUUGUAA
This is a messenger RNA of Torulaspora delbrueckii, 2583 nucleotides long. RefSeq names its product bifunctional acetylglutamate kinase/N-acetyl-gamma-glutamyl-phosphate reductase (gene ARG56). Gene Ontology annotation, biological process: L-arginine biosynthetic process. Gene Ontology annotation, molecular function: NADP+ binding; acetylglutamate kinase activity; N-acetyl-gamma-glutamyl-phosphate reductase (NADP+) activity. Lineage: Eukaryota; Fungi; Ascomycota; Saccharomycetes; Saccharomycetales; Saccharomycetaceae. Gene Ontology annotation, cellular component: mitochondrial matrix; mitochondrion; cytoplasm. The record is from RefSeq and is a predicted model, not a curated record. Bases 1 to 2583 code for a protein of 860 amino acids. The transcript has a single exon.